UUCCUCCUAUAACUCCUCUUAAAACCCUCCCCUCUCUUAUCCUUUCCCGUCACUCCUCUACUCUCACUUUUCCGCUAACCCUAAUUUAUCUCUUCCCAAAAACUCCAUUGAAGAAAGUUCGAAAGCUCAAAAGCUCAAAAGCUUACACUUUCUUCACAAGAUGGCGUCUUCAGCAGCUCAAAUCCACGUUCUUGGAGCCACCCCUUUCACAUCAUCAACUUCAAAACCCUCUUCUUCUCGGUCAAACUCAAUCUUCUUCGGGCAGAAAUUAUCCCCUAGCACAGCCUCUUUCGGCACCCCUAAAUCCGCCUUUUUACGACUCCGUAAGAGCUCCGGCUCCCGUCGUCGGACCUCUGGUGUAGGUCCUGUAAGAGUCGUUAAUGAGAAGGUCGUAGGAAUCGACCUCGGAACAACAAAUUCUGCGGUUGCGGCAAUGGAAGGAGGGAAGCCGACUAUAGUGACGAACGCGGAAGGGCAGCGCACGACACCAUCGGUGGUGGCCUAUACAAAGACUGGAGAGAGAUUGGUGGGGCAAAUUGCGAAGCGGCAGGCAGUGGUGAACCCUGAGAAUACUUUCUUCUCAGUGAAGAGGUUUAUUGGGAGGAAGAUGUCGGAGGUUGAUGAGGAGUCUAAGCAGGUCAGUUAUAGAGUUGUUAGGGAUGACAAUGGGAAUGUCAAACUGGACUGCCCUGCUAUUGGUAAGCAGUUUGCUGCUGAAGAGAUCUCUGCUCAGGUGUUGAGAAAGCUUGUGGAUGAUGCGUCAAAAUUUCUGAAUGACCAAGUAACCAAGGCUGUGGUCACGGUGCCUGCUUAUUUCAAUGAUUCUCAAAGAACAGCGACAAAGGAUGCCGGGCGCAUUGCUGGGUUGGAAGUUCUUCGAAUUAUUAAUGAGCCUACUGCUGCUUCUUUAGCUUAUGGUUUUGAGAGGAAGAAUAAUGAGACCAUUUUGGUGUUUGACCUUGGAGGUGGUACAUUUGAUGUUUCAGUCCUUGAGGUUGGUGAUGGUGUGUUUGAAGUACUUUCCACUUCUGGAGAUACACAUUUGGGUGGUGAUGAUUUUGACAAGAGAAUUGUGGAUUGGCUUGCUGCGAGCUUCAAAAGAGAUGAAGGCAUUGACCUUUUGAAGGACAAGCAAGCUCUACAACGUCUAACUGAGACAGCUGAGAAAGCUAAGAUGGAAUUGUCAUCAUUAACUCAGGCAAACAUCAGCUUGCCAUUCAUCACUGCCACUGCUGAUGGUCCCAAACAUAUUGAGACCACUUUGACGAGGGCGAAGUUUGAGGAGCUGUGUUCCGACCUCCUAGAUAGGUUGAAAACACCAGUUGAGAACUCGUUGAGAGAUGCUAAACUAUCCUUCAGUGAUUUAGAUGAAGUGAUCCUAGUGGGAGGCUCAACACGUAUACCAGCUGUUCAAGAGUUGGUCAAGAAGUUGACGGGGAAGGACCCUAAUGUGACAGUUAAUCCUGAUGAAGUUGUUGCUCUUGGGGCUGCAGUACAGGCUGGUGUCCUCGCUGGAGAUGUCAGCGACAUUGUGCUUUUGGAUGUAUCACCGUUAUCUUUGGGUCUUGAAACCCUUGGUGGUGUAAUGACCAAGAUUAUCCCUAGAAACACUACGUUGCCCACUUCCAAGUCAGAGGUCUUCUCGACAGCUGCAGAUGGUCAGACAAGUGUUGAGAUUAAUGUGCUUCAAGGAGAACGUGAGUUUGUGAGAGAUAACAAAUCUCUUGGUAGUUUCCGUCUAGAUGGUAUUCCACCAGCUCCUCGAGGUGUACCUCAGAUUGAAGUCAAAUUUGACAUUGAUGCCAAUGGAAUUCUGUCUGUUACUGCCAGUGACAAGGGAACAGGAAAGAAACAAGACAUCACUAUUACUGGAGCCAGUACACUUCCUGGUGAUGAGGUGGAGAGAAUGGUUAGUGAGGCUGAGAGAUUUGCCAAGGAAGACAAGGAAAAGAGAGAUGCCAUUGACACUAAGAACCAGGCAGAUUCCGUUGUCUACCAGACGGAGAAGCAAUUGAAGGAACUUGGAGACAAGGUUCCAGGCGCCGUUAAAGAAAAGGUGGAAGCUAAGUUGGGAGAGCUCAAGGAUGCCGUUGCACAGGGUGAAACUCAAGCCAUAAAGGACGCCAUGGCUGCUCUUAACCAGGAAGUAAUGCAACUUGGUCAGUCUCUUUACAACCAGCCUGGAGCAGGAGGUGCACCUGGUGCUGGCCCAACUCCUGGAGGCGAAGCUGGUCCAUCAGAUUCAGGUAGCAAAGGACCGGAUGGAGAUGUCAUUGAUGCUGACUUCACAGACAGCAAGUGAGUUUAUUUGAAUUUGCCAAGCCUUAUAUUUUUCAACGGCUGUGUAUAAGAUUUUUUUUGGGCACAAAAUCCCAUGUUCGGUUGGUAGUUACUUUAGUUGUGAGAAAUUGGUAGGAAAAAUAUAGAUGUCGAAUUUUGUCAGUCUUGUUGCAUAUUUUGAAGUUUAUAUUACUUUGGAUUGUUCUUGUAAUCAAGAUAUGAGAUCAAUAAUAGGCAAGUAGAAGUCGACUAGCCUUUUAAUUUA
Messenger RNA from Beta vulgaris subsp. vulgaris (sugar beet), 2545 nucleotides. RefSeq names its product stromal 70 kDa heat shock-related protein, chloroplastic. Gene Ontology annotation, biological process: protein refolding; cellular response to unfolded protein. Gene Ontology annotation, molecular function: misfolded protein binding; heat shock protein binding; ATP hydrolysis activity. Gene Ontology annotation, cellular component: chloroplast; cytoplasm. The record is from RefSeq and is a predicted model, not a curated record. The transcript has 8 exons. Lineage: Eukaryota; Viridiplantae; Streptophyta; Magnoliopsida; Caryophyllales; Amaranthaceae. Bases 161 to 2302 code for a protein of 713 amino acids.